This is a messenger RNA of Chlamydomonas reinhardtii, 1874 nucleotides long. RefSeq lists its product as uncharacterized. The record is from RefSeq and is a predicted model, not a curated record. Gene Ontology annotation, biological process: transcription initiation at RNA polymerase II promoter. Lineage: Eukaryota; Viridiplantae; Chlorophyta; Chlorophyceae; Chlamydomonadales; Chlamydomonadaceae. Bases 235 to 1308 code for a protein of 357 amino acids. The transcript has 6 exons. Gene Ontology annotation, cellular component: transcription factor TFIIE complex.
GAAAAGGCCUGUUACAGUUCAGAAAUUUUAGAUUCGUGCUUGCUUUUGUUCAUAGCGCUAGGGCUUAAGCCAGACGGCUGUUGAUUUAUUUGCACCUAAUCCAAAACUUCAUUGAUUCAUCGCUCAAACUCUGCCUGAAUAGGGGGCGUGCACACAGCGCACGCACACAGCGCGCCCCCUGCGCCCUGCGCGCCCAGUAGCUCUAGGCGUUAUUAUUAAAAGCAUAUAGCAAAGAUGAGCUCACUAGAGGAGCUGCUGUCUCAAGUGAACUCGGGUGCUGUGAACGUAAACAAGUCGGAUGCCACCAAGCGGCAGCAGCGCAAGCCCAAGGCGCAGUCAGACUUGCAAAAGAAACUUCGCGGGCAAGCCGGCGUCGUCAAUAAUGCUGCUGGCGCGGCCGCAAAGCCCACGGCAGCGGAGAGACGAAGUGCUGCAGCAGCUAGCACCCGGGCAACACCACCGCCCCAGCCCGGCGGUGGUGGCAGUGUUGGCGGUGCUGGCGGCAGCGGCACGCCCGGCCCCAGUGUCGGCGCCACCGCUCCGGGCCCAGGGCUGGGUCCAUCUGUCGGAGGCACGCUGCCGCCCGCCGCUCCCGCGGUGCCGCCGCCGCUGGCCGCGGACGCGCCUGUGCCUAUGCGUCUGAAGCGCGUGCUGGACCUGCUGCGGAGCAACCGCGACACGUUCACGUUCGCGGACCUCAAGGCAAAGCUGAACAUGGACCUCAGCCAGGACACGGAGCUCCUAGAGCACCUGCAAUCUCACACGCAGGUCACGUACGACGGUGUUGACCGCACGCUGCGUUACCGGCCCAAGGUGCAGGGCAUCAGCAACUCCACUGACCUGCUGAACUACCUGCGGCGACACACCACCGUGGAGGGCGCCAGCGCGGCGGUGCCCAUGACGGGCGUGCGGCUGGGCGACAUCGCGGACGCGUACCUCAACAUCGCGGACGACAUCAAGCGCCUGCAGGCUGAGGGCUCAAUCUGCGUGCUGGGCCACACAAGCGCCGGCUCGGAGACACUGUUUGCGGUGCAGAGCAUGGGCAUGGCGCCGGCCAGUGAGGCGGUGUUCGAGCUGUUCCACAACACGCGGCUGCCGGUGGACAUGAUCGACAUGCAGUGGCGCUGCAAGGACCUGGGGCUGAAGUCAGCGCUGGCGUCACGGCCGGCGCGCAUCAAGGACGACAGCAAGGACAAGAAAAAGAAGCGCAAGCGCACGGAGCGGCGCUUCAAUGUGGAGAAGGCCACCAACGCGCACAUGCGGGAAUUGUUCGAGGGCGCGCAGCCCACGAACAUCGACUCCAAGUGAUGGUGGCCGGCCUGUUCAGUGGUGGUGCAGAUGGUAGAGGUGGUAUUGGUGGGGUUGGUCACUGUGAUGAGAGGCCGCAGUCCGAGAGUUCGCGUGUGUGCAGGACCUAUGAAAGAGACGCAUGCACAUUCGGAGUGCAGGCACACGGCAGGCGUGGAGCGAGAAGAUUGUGGCAAGGGGUUUGGCCAGGAUCGCGCUUUGUAGGAUGUGCUGCACGUGCAAACGAAGUUCAGGUUUGCAUAGCCCAAGCUGACUUCUGUCUUCUGGUCGCCGUCGUGGUACCAGCACCUUGAAGGGCACGGUUCCACGGGCUGCACGGCACGGCAGAGCGUGCACCUUCCCUGCGCAGUUACGUGAAUCGAUUUCGAUGACAUAAGUACAAUCGCUAGCGGAUGCGGACAUGGGAACCACGCCCCGGGCGUUGUGAUGGCUGGGCGUGGCCGGGGCAUCGGCACAAGACAGGGGCAGCGGGCGCCAGUCCCAUCUUCACAUGCGCCGUUCUCCUCUGGCAUCGGCACAACGGUGCCUAGCAUACCAACCUGACUUGUACAUAUUAUUUACGCCCA